Messenger RNA from Aspergillus ochraceoroseus IBT 24754, 5381 nucleotides. Its product is annotated as transcriptional regulator SIN3. Gene Ontology annotation, molecular function: transcription corepressor activity. Lineage: Eukaryota; Fungi; Ascomycota; Eurotiomycetes; Eurotiales; Aspergillaceae. Gene Ontology annotation, cellular component: chromatin; Sin3-type complex. Gene Ontology annotation, biological process: negative regulation of transcription by RNA polymerase II. The transcript has 8 exons. The record is from RefSeq and is a predicted model, not a curated record. The coding region runs from base 339 to 5138 and encodes 1599 amino acids.
CGUCAACUAAGUCUGCUGUUUGCUGGCUUGUUCAGUCGGUUCCCCUUGCUCCCCUGCUUUCAGCUUCUCGAGACCCUUUCGUCUGAAUCCUGUGAUCUUCCAUCUCUCACUGUUUGGGAUUUUCUGCCACCAGCAGACUGCGAACUCCAGUGAUGUGUCUGUGAAAUGAGUUAGAAGAGAAACUGAUCCGUGCGAAAAGGAUAAAGAACCCCAGAGCUUGAUUUGGGGUUAUCGGCAGCUUCCACUUCUUUUCUACAGCGAUAUUUUACGAUCCAGGCAUCUUGGGCCUAGCGUCUGCGCUAGAGGUGCUUCAGGGGUGCUUUUGAUGCCCUGAGAUCAUGAACUCCUCUGGGAAUGAUAACUGGCAUCCUGGUGGACCGCCUUCACACCCUGGCAUGGAUCAAAUGAACCAACAACCUCGUCCGCUGGGCUCUUUCGGUCAAAACCCACCCCCUCAACAGGGACCGUCUUCCCAACCUGCAGGGCCUGUCCUCCCCCCUCCAUCCGCGCCCUACCAUCCUCAAAGCCAACCGGGCGGGCACUCACUGCCGGGGUUGGCCGAGCUGAGCCAGAGCCACGGCGGUCCACAUCAACCGCCUGCGUAUGGCCAACACCCACCUGCACCCUCACAUGGCGCCGGACACUCGCUCCCAGGUAUUGGACAGGCCAUGCAACACCCUUCCCCCCAGUCCAUCAACCAAGAACGAGAACGGGACUCUCGGGAGCGGGAAUUGAUCGAAAGGCAGCGCCAGGAAGAAAUGGUCCACAGAGAACGCGAGCAGAUUGAACGCCAACAGCUAGAGCGACAACGGGAUCAGCAGCAUCACCCUGUUCAGAGCCAUACCGGGUCAAUCCCUCUGCACCAGCCUGUGGCGUCCAAAGUCCCAAAUUCGAUCCACGGCCCCAAUGGUCUUUUGUCUAAUUUAGGUUCAAACCCCCCCAAUGGCCCUCAGGGCUCUAUUCAAGCCUCCGGAGGGCCCGGUGGAAUUUACGGGUCGCAGAUGCAGCACGGGGAAGGCACUAGGUCGUAUAUGCAGCACCCUACGGGCCCCCCGGGACAGCCGUUAAUGGCGUUUAACGGGUCUGGGCCUCCAAUUCCAGGAAAUGUCGCUGCUCUUGCACAGGGCCAGCAACCUAUCCUGAACGAUGCGCUCUCCUACCUCGACCAAGUCAAGGUCCGCUUCGUCGAUCAACCUGAUGUGUACAACCGUUUCCUUGAUAUAAUGAAAGAUUUCAAGAGCCAAGCCAUCGACACUCCCGGGGUAAUCCAACGCGUUUCAACUCUUUUCAACGGGCACCCUGCUCUCAUUCAGGGCUUCAACACUUUCCUUCCUCCCGGUUAUCGGAUUGAGUGCGGAACCGAGGAUAAUCCAGACGCAAUUCGAGUGACCACUCCUUCUGGUACAAACACCCUCAGUAUGCCCCGUGCGAGACACACCCUGGAUGGCCCAGGUGACCUGCCCCCCUCUGGCGGUUUGGGUCCUCAUGGUAGACCCGAUUACUAUGAGCAGUCUCGGCCAGGUUGGCAGCAGCAGCAGCCCCAGCCUCAGCAAGCGCAAGGUGGUCUCGCAGGAUCUUACUCCCCUGGGUCCCGUAUGAUGGGUCCUGGAUUGUAUGGGCAGCAAGGCGGGCAAGGACAAUCACAAGACCUCCACUAUGAAUUCCCGGGCCAGCAAGACCAACAGGCUUCAGCGAGUGCAGCUGCGAUGGCCCAUCAGCAAGACCAACGCGGAGUGUCACAACUCCAGGGUGCUGCCUCCGCUGCAUCAGCUAGCUUAGGGCGGCCGUCUUUAAUGCAAGUCUCGCCUGCGUCCGGCCAGGGACCUAACCUGACUCAACCCAUGAGCAGCUUAGCUGGCAUAGGUUCUGGUAUGCUUCAGGGUACCCAGGCAGAUCUGAACAAGCGUGGACCUGUGGAAUUCAACCACGCAAUUAGCUAUGUGAAUAAAAUCAAGAAUCGCUUUGCAAGUGCACCUGAGAUUUACAAACAGUUCCUCGAGAUACUGCAAACCUACCAGCGUGAAUCUAAACCAAUCCAGGAUGUAUACGCCCAGGUUACCCAACUAUUCAACACUGCACCGGAUCUGUUAGAGGAUUUCAAGCAAUUCCUUCCUGAGUCAGCAGCUCAUGCGAAGCAGCAGGCUGCUGCCCGUCAGGCAGAAGAAGCUGCUCCCAUGAGUAACGUUCGUGGAGAGCCAAACUUCCCCCCCGGAUCGCUACCCGCACAGACUCCGAACCGCGACGUCAAGAUGCCACCUCUAGGGCAGUUCAAUGUUAAAGAUUCAGGAAAAGAUGGGAAGAAGCGUAGGGGUGGCCCUGGGGCUCCAUCGGCUUUAGGACCAGCAUCCGCUGGCCCUGCUGGUAGUAUUGAUGCUAUGCGAAUGGCCGAUGCUCGAGCAGGACCGGCUCAGGCCAUCCAAGCGGGAAGUGCGAAUAAGAGGGCCAAGGUCCACCAUACAAAGCCAUCACAGGCAGAUGUCCCAAUCGUCUCGCCUACUCUAGUCCCUGCUUUGCCGGAACCCAUUCAGCCAACUUUCUCCUUGACUCCGACCCAAGAAGAGUUUGCCUUUUUCGACCGCGUUAAAAAAUAUAUCGGAAAUAAACAGACAUUUAGCGAAUUCCUCAAGCUCUGCAAUCUUUAUUCGACCGAUCUGAUUGAUAGACACGUUCUGGUUAAGCGAGCUGCCGGGUAUAUUGGCUCCAAUCCGGAGCUCAUGGCUUGGUUCAAGCGUUUCAUGCAUGUUGAGGAGCCUGAGGAUAAGAUCAUCGAGGUCAAACCAAAGCACGAGCCUGGAAUCGUCAAUCUCUCGCAUUGCCGCUCUCUCGGGCCUAGCUACCGUCUACUUCCCAAGCGUGAGCGACAGAAGCCAUGCAGUGGCCGUGACCAACUGUGUUACAGCGUCCUCAACGAUGAGUGGGCUUCUCAUCCUACAUGGGCGUCCGAGGAUUCUGGUUUCGUCGCCCACAGAAAGAACCAAUAUGAAGAUGCCUUGCACCGUAUUGAAGAGGAUAGACAUGAUUACGAUCACCACAUUGAAGCUUGCACCCGCACGAUUCAGCUUAUUGAGCCUAUCGUUCAGCAGUUCCUUGUUAUGUCUGAAGCCGAGAGAGCUGCAUUUAAGCUUCCUCCCGGCCUUGGCGGCCAGAGCGAAGCAAUCUAUCAACGUGUUAUCAAGAAGAUAUACGAUAGACAGCGUGGAGAGAAAAUCAUCAAAGAGAUGUUUGAGCGGCCAUGCCAUGUCCUUCCCAUCGUGCUAUUCCGCCUGAAGCAAAAAUGUGAGGAAUGGAAAGCCAGCCAGCGUGAAUGGGACAAGAUCUGGCGCGAGCAAAUGCAAAAGGCCUACUGGCGCAGCCUGGACCACCAAGCAAUUGCAAGCAAAGGCAGCGAUAAGAAGCUCUUCGUCGCGAAGCAUAUUCAGAAUGAGAUCCAGAGCAAAUUUGAAGAGAGUAGGAAUCUACGCAAGAGCGGAUUCCAGGUCCUUAAGCACCAGUUUGAGUUUACGUUCACAGACCCGGCUGUCCUCAUUGACGCAACUCACUUGCUUUUGACCUUCAUUGACCGCAACUCUGCGGGCUUCGGCGCGGACCCACAGAAGGUUAUGAUGUUCAUUAAAGACUUCAUCCCAAUGUUCUUCAGUAUGGAUCGGGACACUUUCCACGUGUAUAUGAAUGAGCUCUCUAGUGGCGCUUCCCCCAUCGACGACGGUGAUGAUGAGAGUCUAGUUGCAGAAGACACCGCAACCCCGCGAAGCAGCAGGAAGGUUAUCACCGGCAAGAAAAUGGAUCUUCUGCGGGAUGUCCUUGAGCGUCGCAGCGAGAAAGCUAACCGAACAGACAAAGAAGGUAGCACUCCUGCCAGUCGGGGUGGUACUCCGGAUGCCGUUCUCAUUCCCUCCACCCCAAUCCCUGACCCUACCGAGACCUUUGACGUUGCAGAGUUGAAGUGGAUGGAACAUCCUGGACAAGGCAACUUCAACCAACAGCGCGAGUACAACCUCAACGAAUCUUACGAGAAGAAGGCACACCAUCUCUAUGCCAAUUUGAAUAUCUACUGCUUUUUCCGCACGUUUGAGAUUCUUUACUCGCGUCUCCUUCGCAUUAAAUUGCACGAGAAGGAUGCACACGCAGAUGUACGUCGUGCGCUUAUGGUCAAACCUGCGCAGGAACUCCAUCUCCUCGAUAAAGUUCCCACCGACUUUUUCUACGACUGCGACCCUAAGGCCAAUCUCUACCAGCAGGUCGUACGGAUGUGCGAAGAGAUCAUCAAGGGAGAUAUGGAGACAUCCCAUUUGGAGGAAACUCUUCGACGUUACUAUCUGCGAUCGGGAUACCAGCUGUAUAACUUGGAGAAGAUGUUUACCGGCAUCGCCAAGUUCGCGGGUGCGAUCUUCAACGGGGACUCAAAGGACCGCAGCUCCGAUAUUAUAAACCUUUUCUUUAAGGAGCGCGAUAAGGAGGAAACUACGCACAACCAGGAGAUCCAGUACCGCAAACAGGUUGAAAGGCUUGUCAAGGACAGUGAUAUUUAUCGCAUUACCUACUACCCAAGCACCAAGAAAACUUCUGUCCAACUCCUCACGGCUGAAGAUGCCACAUUGGAAAACGAAGAAUUGAGCCAGGAGGCGCGUUGGUCGUACUAUGUCUCUGCGUACACAAUGCGUGAUCCUACGGAAGGCGUGCCGUUCUCGCAGAUGCGGAUCCCCUUCCUGAAGCGAAACCUUCCCAGCAAGCUCGAACAGGAAGAGGAGUACAACCGGUUCUAUCGCCCGCUUGUCCACCAGGACGGACUCAUCAUCCGUAUCUGUGCCAACAGCUACCAUAUCCUGUACGAACCUAGCAGCUACGACUGGUGGUGGCGUCCAACCCUACCUUCAGAUGAGACCAGCGAGGAGACCACUAAAGAGGAAGCUGCUAUGAAGGAACGCCGGCGCGAUCGGUUUACGGAGAAGUUUGUCAACAACCCUAGCUGGGCGCACGGUCUUAGCAAAGACCAAGUUGACGAGUCGAACCAGCGCUUCCGAUCGUGGAUCAAGGGAUCUGAAGGUGAACAUGAACCAAGUGCCGCCAGCGGUUCGGGAUCUGAUAAACAGAGCCCGACGGAGGACACGGAGAUGCCUGACGCGGAGAAGACAACCUGACACCCAGGAUUCCUCAAAAACAGACGCGGUUCAACAUCUCCCGAACCUAUGUAAUGUCGACCGUUCGCCUUUAUCGCGGGUGAAUGUGGACUUGGAGCUUUUGGGGCGAGUUGGAAGAGUUCCUCGGUUAUGGUUAUCAUUGGUGAAAAAAAAAAAAAUCUACAUUUUCUUCCUGUCCAUCGAUUCUGUGUUGAAACUUCAUUUCCCUGUGUUUUUUUUUUUUUUUUUUGUUUUUUUUUUUUU